Molecule: messenger RNA, 603 nt
Organism: Cooperia oncophora
Lineage: Eukaryota; Metazoa; Nematoda; Chromadorea; Rhabditida; Trichostrongylidae
Source: the annotation of a GenBank genome assembly
CUGGCCUUCUUAAAGAGUACUUGCAGAUGCAACAAUCGCGAACCGUUAUUCAAUGCUUCGUCCCAUGUGCUACAGCUACAAGUAGGAGGUCGAUCCGUGACUGUCCCUGUUCCACAAUCUAUAGAGGCCUUCGAGCCGACCGCCGAGCAACCACCACCUGACUGCCCUGCCCCGCGGAUUGAGUGGGCAUACGGCUAUCGAGGAAAGGAUGUGAGGAAUAACGUCCACUACUUACCGACGGGCGAGCUAGUGUACUUUAGUGGUUCCGUUGUUGUGAUGCAUAACAUAAAGGAGCACUACCAACGUCAUUACACUGGCCAUACUAGCGAUGUAAAGUGCAUUUGCAUCCAUCCAAGCCGAGUACUUGUCGCCAGUGGUCAGACCACGUGCCAUCGACGGGAUCGUCGACCGGAGUUUGAUCGUCGCGACACGGUUGUCACACCGCUUGAUAUUGAGAAUGAAUUAGACCACAACCACACUGAGGCUCACAUCCGGAUUUGGGACAGUAUUACUUUGGCUACACUGCAUGUUAUUGGAGGGUCCAAAGCAAUGUUCGAAAAGGCGAUAGCGGCGCUGGCAUUUUCCAGUACCGAUGGUAACUAA